GCUGGAGACUCUGCCAGGGUACAGUCCCUAACCUCGGAAACCACUAAGCAACUUAUUCCCUCCCUGGCUAUCCCCUCUUCAGUCUAUCAUGAACGCUGCUGCCAGACUCAUCCACCUUACUAACUGUUCCAUAUCUGCCACCCCUCUCUGCCAAUCCCUCCACUGGCCUCCACUCAGUGUCCUCCACCCCUCUCUGCCAAUCCCUCCACUGGCCUCCACUCAGUGUCCUCCACCCCUCUCUGCCAAUCCCUCCACUGGCCUCCACUCAGUAUCCUCCAUCCCUCUCUGCCAAUCCCACCACUGGCCUCCACUCAGUGUCCCUCCACCCCCCUCUGCCAAUCCCUCCACUGGCCUCCACUCAGUGUCCUCCACCCCCCUCUGCCAAUCCCUCCACUGGCCUCCACUCAGUAUCCUCCAUCCCUCUCUGCCAAUCCCACCACUGGCCUCCUCUCAGUGUCCUCCAUCCCUCUCUGCCAAUCCCACCGCUGGCCUCCUCUCGGUGUCCUCCACCGCUCUCUGUCAAUAAUCCUGCGCUGGCCUCCACUCUGUGUCCUCCACCGCUCU
This is a messenger RNA of Staurois parvus, 564 nucleotides long. The record is from the annotation of a GenBank genome assembly. Lineage: Eukaryota; Metazoa; Chordata; Amphibia; Anura; Ranidae.